UGCUGGAUAUUCUAUUGUUUAUUGUUUCAGUGUAUAGCAGGGUUCAGUACAGUUCUUAAUGUUUACAAGUAUGUCAGCAUUUUUCAUAUUAUCCAAUAACAGAAUAAUUUUUGACGUAAUUUUGGUGAUCUUGCAACUCCGAGGAUCUAAAAGUGAAGAAAUCAUAAAGGUUGAAAAUACUGAGAAGGAGGAAGUUCUCCUACUGGCUGGUGGUAUAGAAGAGACCCAGGAGAAUGGAGCAGUAGUAAAUACUCAACACUCUGCAGUUAUUAUCUAUCCUUCAGGGAAAUCUUGUGAGUUAGAGGACUUUGUAUUAAGUUUUAAUGCUGGAGCCGGGUUUGCUCUAACUGAUGGACGGAGUAGAGUUGCAGUUUGUCUUGGAUACAAGGAUACCAGACCCAGUCAGGGUUGUCAGAUUUGGAGGAAGGGAAAAAAGGGAACAGUUAAUGCAACAAUAACAGGUGAUGGAAAGGAGAUAUUGGAGUCUAGAUGGAAUGAGGAUGAAAAUGCAAUGCUGUAUCCAGUCUACACGCCAUGUCAGAUGACACCAGAGAAUUGUGUUGUAUUUGGAUUAAAUUAUGCCAAUGAUGAAUCUGGAUCUGAAGUUAUGACUGCUCGGCUUGUGCCGGACAAAGAUGAAGUUCAAAUCAACGUUGUUUCAAUUCUUCCCGGAAAAUUUCCUUUUAGUUCGUGUCUUGUGUUUUUACAGGAGCCAGCGAAUCGACUUUUUUUUCUCGGAG
Molecule: messenger RNA, 740 nt
Organism: Eurytemora carolleeae
Lineage: Eukaryota; Metazoa; Arthropoda; Copepoda; Calanoida; Temoridae
Exons: 11
Source: RefSeq, a predicted model, not a curated record